Molecule: messenger RNA, 9695 nt
Organism: Spirometra erinaceieuropaei
Lineage: Eukaryota; Metazoa; Platyhelminthes; Cestoda; Diphyllobothriidea; Diphyllobothriidae
Source: the annotation of a GenBank genome assembly
AUGCCUGAUCCUCCCCCCCUCCUUCAUCUCCUGUUCCUCUUCCUUCUCCUCCUCCUCCUCCUCCUCCUCCUCCUCCUCCUCCUCCUCCUUCCCAUCUGCCUACAGGAACUGGUCGGUCGAUGUGGGCUGCUGACGAACCUCCGGCCUCUGCCACCCAGAUCACGUUUUCAUCGUUAGCGAUGAGCCUGGCAGGCAAAUCCCCGUUGACUCUUGGUGUAUAACUCGGUAAAGAGACUGGGUGGAAUAUGCUGCAGAGCCGUGAAGAAAAAAAUAGAUGUAAGCGAAACCUGCUUGAGAAUAUUGAUUAACCGUCGGACGGGGGCUUUAGUAGAAUGUCGGCCUUUCAAGUUGAGCUGUUACCGGUGUUUCACAAAAUAUAAGCGGAUGGCCGUGUUAACCAGGAGCUACCCGAUCUGACUCUCAGCUCACCGACAAUAGAAGCUCAGCUCGCCAGUCAGCCUCCCGGGGACACAAGACCGACUGAGAGAUCGAUUUUAUCUCUUCUGUAUCAACCGGCACAUUGAGUUGGACGCCGCGCACAAAAGUCUGAAGGAGAAGUGGAAGAUACGAGAGCCAAUCAGAACAGAAUGAUGCAGAUAGCGGCCGCCCACUGGCUCAAGCGCCCAACAAUUAUCGAUUUUCAAGUGCACUGCCAGAUGUUAACUGUUGUCGGCACAUUUGCUCUCUGUCUGCGUCUGACGACGACCUGGGGAACCAGCGUCGAAAAUGCACGCAGUAAAACUCCUUGUCUCAAAGAACACCAUUGACUCCAAGUUAUAUGUAUUGGGAUGCCUACCUUCCAGUACAUAUACAUAUAUAUACCAGAUGUGAUAUAUAUAUAUAUAUGAGGCAGAAUAGCAUUACUGACAAAGGCAACGGGCUCGUGGCCCGGUGAGUAGAGGCGUUGACUUCUAAACCAACAGGUCGCGAGUUCGAGGCUCGGGUGUUCCACACUUCGGGCUUGGGUAUGGCUGGCUGACGACGGCUAAUAAGCCAGAAAUGGCCAUUCCAGUCUCCCUUGUCUUUGUCGGUAAUGCUAUUCUGCCUAUAUAUCAUGCGCCGCUGUGCGGCUGCUGGCUGGGCUCGAGAGAGAGCCCUUAAGGCACAACGAAACGACUGAGUUCCGUAUGAACGAUCGGUGAGCACCCCCUAACAUUAUAUAUAUAUAUAUAUAUAUGAAUGACGGAAGUAGUAUGCAUUCCGAGACGAUAUAAUAAAAGGAGAAGGAUCGUCUGAAAAUCGAGGUAUACUCGUGAAUUUUCAAGUCGGUUACACCAACCCGUCGCCAGACGAAAUGAAAAUUGUGAGGGAGAUAAUCGCACUAGGGAGCUGGAGGGACAUCGAGGUUACAUCGACAAAACAGACGUCUAUGUGUAGGGGUGAAGUACGUGUUUGGAUAGGUGGCGGAUGUUAGGGGAAUUGUUGACGGUUUCACACAUGGUUCACUCUGUGGGGGAGGUGCUGAAUCCGUGAUAUUAUACAUGGCCGAACACGGAUUAGCAGCUGGUGUCUUAGGGUGGGCGCAAACCGGCGGACUAUGAACGCAAACCGUCAUAGAGAGCAACCAAGUCGACAUGGCGGUUGAUGCUAUUAUCAUUAGAGUGCCAAGCUUCUUGAAACUCUCCCGCCUGUUUGGUGUUGGCACUACCGAUCACUUCUGUUCCCUCCCAGUUGAAGCGAUUAUCACACCCAAGGGCGUGCACAAACACGAGAGACUAGGGGUCCCGUCAACGGAUAGCCAAUUUAUGUUCGUUAAUGCGGGUCCCAAGUCGUCCGCCGGUAUGCCCAACAUAAACGCUAGAGCAGUUUGCACAUGGAAUGCGGUAAACGACAUUUGUUUGCUGCUCCUUAGGUAUGGGAUCUUUUACACGGGAGAAUGUCGUGCGCAAUGAAGACGCCGGUUUGUGGGCGAUGGAGAUGCCGAACUGAUUUAAUUGUCGAGCGAUCGCUGAUACCCUGUCUCCGUUAGAGUCGACGCUUUGUGGUUGUUUCUGGAGUCUGAGACAAUGUUUCACAAAACUCACCGAGUAUCCGUUCAGUCAGAAAAGGUGAUACAAGUAAGCCAGUUCUUUCUUGAGUAAAUUGUCACUACUGCAGUAACGGUAGGCCCUGUGGAAAAGGGCUGGGUGCUGGGUGGUUACUCUGAUAGCUCAGGAUGAUCUCUGCAUCGGAGCUUUUCCGAUGAACGCUUGUUGCGAUGCCGCCAUCAUUGAGCCUUUGUAUGCUCACAUCUAGGAACAGCAGGAUGCCUCCUUUUGUUUCUUCACAAGUUAAUUGUAGCGCUGGGAAGCGCCAUUCAAGCUCUGAUGAAAUCGCCAAACUUCACAGGUCUUAACGAUGACAAAUGUGUCAUCUACGUAUCCGAGCCACGUUCUCGGUUGGAAACUUUGUACAUCUUUUUCUAGUCGUUGUAAGACUAGUUCUGCGAGUAGCCCCGAAAUUGGCGAACCCAUUGGGGUGCACUUAACCUGUUGGUAAUAUUUGCCAUCGAAUUGGCAAUAGUUAUUGAGGCAGAGCUGAAGCAUUUCUAAGACGUGGUGUGUCGGAAGGUCGAUGGCAUUGUGUCGUAGGCGUCGGACCACGCUCUCAAUGGGAAGGUCAUGUGGUAUUGAGGAAAACAAAGCGACAAGAUCAAAUGAUCGAAUGCUUUCAUCACAACUUAUUUUAAGAAUGGCGCCUUCCCAGCGCUACAAUUCACUCGUAAAGAAGCAAAAGGAGGCAUCCUCCCGUUCCUAGAUGUAAGCAUACAAAGGCUCAGUGACGGCGACAGGUUUGAAAAUUGUAAACAGUACUUAGCAAAUUUUGGGGUUCGAGAAAGUCAUUAUAUAAGAUUAGAGACUUAGAGUCUCCUUUAACCAUUGGCUAAAGGGGGGUGGAAAAGAAGACAAAGGGGAGAGGGAGAAAAAUGAGAAAGGUAGACGGAGAGGAAAAGAAGACGAGAGGAGGAGGAGGAGGAGGAGGGGGGACUCCUUAGCGUUUCUACUGCUUGUCCCUUGAGUUUUAAAUACUCUUGCCUGCAACGGCAGCCGUUUUCAGUAAAUGAUACACAAUAAUAUCCAUCGAUAGGCUUGUGGACAGCAGUCAUCUUGCCGACCAUCACGGGGAUUUUAACUGAACCGAUAAGGGCUUUCGUGCACUGAUGAGAGAGUUUUCUGGUCCAAGCACGCCGUAAUACAUCUGCGACAACGAGAUAAAAAUAUGCUCGCACUCCAUGUUGCAUUUGGCAAUUUUGGUGAUUAAUCAUAUCAUUAUGUGCCUGUGGUGACCUAUGCUUCCUGAAAUAUCGGAAGACCAUAGUGUAUAAUAAAUCCGUGUUCGCUGAUGAGGUUUAAAUGCGCCUUUGCAGCUAAUCCUGCUGCGAUAUGGAAACAGUAGGCAACAGUAUCUAAUGCAGCCCCACUGAUCAGAUAGGAAGCAAGGAUGCCUCUAACCCCUAAACUUAACAUCAAAACCUCAACCCAACGCCACCUCACCGCGACGCCCACGAGACUGAGAUCAACUUCCAUGAGCCCCAACAACUGAUCAGUCCGUUGAGUGACGAGGGGGGGGGGGCGCCAAGCAUGCUGGCUCGCCAACAAUUACGACGGCCGCAAAAGGGGCAAAGGUGACACGAGCCCACCGGCCGUCAAUCGCGGAGAGGUCAACGGUAGUCGGCGGCAAACGGGGAGAUCAUAGUUCGUGCUUUGAGCACGGAUAUACUACACGGCAGGUAGCAAGGCUGAAGCAAUCAAGGCCAGCAGGAACAGCCAACACAGUACUCUGAUGAUGGAAACGAGAGGGUUUCCGAGCGUCAGUUCAAAUAUAACUUGGUCUAUGAAUUCGCCCUUUCUUCUUCUUCUUCGGAGGAUGAUGGAUGCGAUAUACAGAUAUAUACAUCGCGUUCAUCAUCUCCCGAAGAAGACGAAGACGAAGAGAGGGCGAAUUCAUGGACCAUAUUGGAUUCGAACUGGCGUUUCGGAAACUUCAUCAUUUCCAUCAUCAGAGUAGCGUACUUGCCGCUUACCGGGGCUGACCGGUAACAGGCCUGCGUGACCUUUGUUCUCUUUGGUGUCGGCGUAAUUGUAGUCAAAUCAACGUGCCGCUUGGCCUCUCCCACGUCAGACGGUGGACUGAUCGGUCGUUGUUGUUCAGGUGAGCAGCAAUAAUGGGUGGUUAUUGCAACGCAACUUUUCUAUUCCUUCCAUAUUUUUAAAAGGAACGUCUUUUCCUGGGGGCUCAACGCUUUCAUCUGGGGCUAAAACUCUUUUGCACAGGCUCUUGAAUGAGGAGUGCGUUUAGGAAUCAUCGUUGGGAAAGAUUUAAAAAUAUGUCCAAAAAUCAGAUACGUGACCCAAAGGUACGCAAUGUGGCCAGAUACACGCAGUGAACUGGAAGGUAAGCGGGCUUCACAGAUGGAGUCUCUGUGAACGAAAAAAUGAAUUCGCAAUUUCCGGACCGCGAAUAGACGGGAGUCCACAGAGGGUUAGCUGUCAUCAUGUUUUCUGGCCUAAUUGCUGUUUCCACGGAGAUUUUAAAUACCUGAUUAGUGAGUUUUGGUGCCUGAACAGACGCCCCACAAGAAGAAGAGAAAAAGUAGUUGAAUAAAGAGCACUUGCAGGAUGCCCUAGCUGGCUUGCAAAUGGGUUCUGUGGAAUGUCCGGCCGGACUUCCUACAAUUCCAAUAAUGGUUUCCAGACGCAUGGAGAUUGCAUAGAACCGACCAUUAAACCAGUUAUACUAGCAAUUUCCACCUAUGAGGAACGUUACGCUUGAGUGACCUUCAAAUACAAACGUGGGUUUACGGGAGAUAUGAAAAGGCUUGUGCACCCGCAAUUAAUAUGAAGGUCGCUCACUGCCACCGCACAUAGCAGACUGGCAAGUUUGAAAACUUUAGAUAGGAUUUAGCAAAUUUUGGAACUCGGACAAAUCAUUAUAUAAAAAUUAGGGAUCUAGAAUCUCAUUUUGCCAUUGGUUGAAGGGAGGAAGAAAAAAGAAAACUAAGGGGAGAGGGAGAAGGACGAGAAAGGGAAGGCGGAGAGGAGGAGGAGGAGGAGGAGGAGGAGGAGGGAGGGGGAGUCUUUAACACUUCUUGAGCUCUUAACACACCUGCUUGCGGAACUCUAAUGUGUCAGUAUACAAGAGUAGGGACUUAGAGUCUCAGUUUGCCAUUGGCCGGCGGGGAAGUGGAAAAGAGGAAGACGAAGGGAGAGAGGGAAGGCAGGGAGGAAGAUAAAGAGGAGGGACUCUGUAACACUUUUAUAGUCUGCUUCUUGACCUUUAAACACGCUUUCCUGCAACAGCAGCCGUUUUCAGUAAAUGACACGCAAUAACAUUCGCGGAUAUCCUUAUGGACACCAGUCGCCCUGCCGAGCUUCAUAUCAUAAUGCCCUUGAAAACGACUCUUAGUUGAACCGAAGACGGCGUUGAUGUGUUAAUGCGAGAAUUUUCUGGCUUAAGCACGCCGUACCACCUCUACGACAAGAAGACAAAAAUAAGCUCACAUUCCAUGCUGCAUCUGCCGGUUUAUGUGAUGAAUCAUAUCAGAAUAUGACUGCGGUGCCUUAGGUUUUCUUAAAUAUCGCAUGAACUUAGUGCAUAUUAUAGUCAUGUUUUCUGAGGAACCUUGGAUGAGCUAUUGCAGAUAAUACUUCUCUAUCGAAAACUUGCUGUGAUACGAAAAUAACAGGCAACAGUAUCCUAUGCAGACUCACUGAACAAACGGGAAGCACUGACGCCCUUAACACUUAAACUGAACAUCGAAAUCCUUGACCCUAAUAUCGAUCUCCUAAACGUAACCCUAAAGUUAGCCCAGCCCUAAAUAUAACACCGACGAUAACCCCUAGACCUAACCUCACUCUAAGCCUUAAUUCGGACUUUAAACUCUACCUUAGGCUUAUCUCCAAGUGUAACCAAUAACUUCCGGAUUAGACUAGCAUUAAUGUUGGUGUGCGCAAAAUAACUAUGAAUUAUGCCUCCCAUCUUUCUUGGCUGUCACCGCGAGGCCGCCGGUAGAGUAUUCAGGUCAAAAGUGAGGGUCCUGUUGCAUUCUAGAACUGAAACAAAUUGAUGAAAUCCGCGGUCGUGCGGACCAUUUGUCGGAUAUGAUCGCUGACUACUGAACCACUUUUUUGAUCGGUCAGACUUCUACGUGUCCCCCAAAAAUGUGAAAUUUUGCCAAAUAAAACUGCAUAUUGACGAACUUGCUCCAGUAAAUAGAGGUGGAGAGGCAGUACACAUCGAUGUGUUACAAGUACACUGGUAUGUACACGUUUUUACACAAAUUUCCAAUGGCGUUUGAUGCUGGGCAGAAAUGAAACCAUAUCCAUCAAACCAUGAUUUUUAAUUUCCACCUGCUUUCCAAUAUGAAUUAAUGUUGGCUCCACCGCGCUAGAAAUAGUUAUCCGCUCUGCGGAUCGCAGAAGGAAAUUAACCCUCAGCUUAAAAGCCCGUGUUAUAACAUACCAGCCGUGGAGAAACUAUGCCUGCCCUUCUUCUUCUUCUUGUAAAUUCAGCCAAGCGAUACCGUGGAAAUUUGACAAACCCAAAAAGGCAGAAGCAAUGGGUAUUACACGUAGGUUAAGAAAAAUGGGUUGGAAAAUCAUGCCUGGCCUCCUUCUAAGGAAAUGCCGCUAACGUCGGCAGCGCGUAUCUCACGCCUCAAUCUUGCAGUCACCCCAUAUGAGCACAGCCUGUCGAAGUGCAGCAGUACACUUGUCGGUGCGUGUGUAGGCCGCGCGAAAAGCACGCCACCGGGGAUCGCCUUAUUACGCAGUACAUGAGUACAAAUGAUGCGCAAUCAGCGAUCGCUCCAGCUUGCAUCUGGCAGAGGGGACGAACGAGCGUCCCUACGCAGUGCUGACAUCAACCUAGUAACACCCUGAAAAGAACGUUUUCGGCACCAAAAAUGCCAGCCCAAGAGAAGCUUGAUGGUGAAUAAAUAAGCAUCCAAUUACCUGGAUAUUAGUCCUUAUUAUAUGAAUAUCAAGGCAUUCGCCUUUGCACAGCACCGUUCACAACCGUAGUAUGCAUUAACGUUCUUCACGAAUAAAGGCGAAAUAUCGAGGUCCAGGUUUAUGCAUAAGUGAAGAAGAGUCAAGCAUCGGAACAUUGGUGCCGUUACGUAGACGACACGUUCGUCGUCGUAAGGAAGGACAUGCUGCAACAUUUCCACAGCCUGCCCAACGCAGUCUUCCCUGAUAUAAAAUUCACGAGGGAAGAAGAACAGGAAUAGUAGGUGCCCGCCCUGGAUGUGCUUGUCAGACGAAACCUUAACGGUGAACUUGAAACGACUGUUUAUAGGAAGGCCACGAACACCACACAGCUUCUUAGUUUUCACAGCAACCAUGCGGUGGCCCACAAACGAAGCUGUGUGAAAAGGCUUCUCAAACGGAUCCAAACUCAUCGCAGCAAACCGGAGGACAGAGUAAGUGAGGCCCGUCAUCUCCGCGACCAGUUUGUGCAAAAUGGUUAGCCGAGGGCAUUCAUAAGUCGCUGCCUACGCGGUCGUCACCAGAAGACUCGAACAUCAACACCACCGACGAUAUGGCAUUGUCUGCCAUACAUCAAGGGCGUUUCAGAAGCGACCGAGCGCAUUGCUGCGGAGCUAGGUGUUGGAAUUGCACACCGUCCCAAAGCCACCAUGAGCAAUAGGGUCAUGCAAAUCAAAGACGGUUUAAAGCCUGAAGACCAAUAUGGAGUAGUGUAUCGUAUUCCGCGUCAAAAUUGGCCCUGCAACUACAUAGGACAGACUGGACGCAUGCUCGGAUCGCGCAUACACGAACAUAAGUUGGCUGUGCGGCAAGGCGACGCAUUAUCACAAGUGGCCGCACACACCUACAAAAUGUGCCACGAGUUUAACAUCGCAGCUACCAAAAUAGUCGCCCUCGCCGGAAACAAAACCAGCCGAAAAUUGAUUGAAGCCUGGGCCCCGGAUGAGAACUUGGCUAAUCGAUCUAUCGAUCCGGCGUUGAGCGUACAGAGCCCUGCGUAGUCACCUCCAGUCUUCCGCCGUCGGUCGAUGAUUGGCCUAUAUGCCGUAUAACUGUCGUUUGUUCUGUUGCCGAAACUACCUCUGAGGAUGGACUCCUGUACGAGUCUGAAAGCUCAGGACAAUAAGCAAAGUGUUCCGGUGCUCGACUCUUCUUCACUUAUUAACGUUCUUACUUUGCUACUAUCUUAUCACCUACCAACUGCAUGGAAAAGGCACGUAACUGUUCAGUCAACUACUUUACAAGUCCUAAGUGAACGUACCCACCUCUGCCCAAUACCGUUACCGGUGACAGAUCACCUGCUCCACCUAGAAGUGUUCGUGCGUCCAAGGGCAUAUCUGACGCGUCGGCUGGCUUCAUCCGCCUCAAAAUCUUCAGCGGACUUGUCAGGUGCUGGUAGGGUAUUUGGAAACGUACUGCCCGUGUUCGCAGUUCGUCGCGUACGGUUACAUCCACCUCAAUUGAGAAGGCCACCGGACGCUCUUCAAAAUAACUUUGCCAUGGUUCAGUCAUUGAGGUCUAUGUGUCCUCCGAAGAGGACGUUGGAGCGUCUCUUGACCGCGUGUAGGUGGAUAACCACCUCGACGAGAAUGAUGAUGAUGACUUGGGCGUUGAGUUCUCCGACAUAAUGGCCUGAUCCUCAUUGAAAAGAAAAUGUUAAAACUCAAUAGUAUGGGUUAACAGAAAAGGUGAAGCACAGGACAGCAAUGCCUGCGCUCAGUGGCGUGGCAAGACAGAAGGUGACGUCUAGGUGUGUGCGUGCGAAAACAGGCACGCCGUCACAUCGAUAAAAAUCGAUAGCACAUGAGCGUACGCAUACUAGUGCACACCCCUGGGGAACUUGCUGCUACGACUGCAGCCAACCAAUCAAAGGCCAGUCGCUCACGGGACGCGAGCAUCGAGUCUCGAUUCGCAAGUCAUUGCCAUUAGAGUAACAUAGCAAUAACUGUUAGGAGCUUCAGAAAGCAAACUCAUCAAGCAAGGUAAUGACGCCAGUCUGGGCUAAAAGGCAGCUCCCUGACCGGGAGUCGAACCCGGGCCGCCUGGGUGAGAGCCAGGAAUCCUAACCGCUAGACCAUCGGGGACGCGCAUCAGUUUGCAAAUAUGUACAUUAGUCUUUGGUUUCAUACAGCAAUGCGUACGCUUUCGUCGUAUAGAGUGCAUGCCAGCCUCCGUGCGCAUAGCCGCACAUCUUUGCUAGCGCAAGCUAUAUAAGUAGGCAAUUUGGACAACGAAAUUAUUUGUUGAUGCUGUUUCAGCAAUGGCUACCCAGGUGUUAUACAUAAUAACUCUUGUUUUCCCGGUCGUCGCGUAUCUUUGCGGAAACUCCGUGGCUCUUUGAUUGGACCUGUGUCGCAUUCCUUAGAUGGUCUAUUCGGCCACAUGCGCAUCCACGAGAGCGGAAUCGACUACAAUUCCGACACACCAACCACGCCUAUCAUGCCCAGCACCACCCUCGCACCGUCCAUCUGCGCCACCACCAACGCCUCCUCUGUAGCUGAUUCUGACACCGCCGACUUCACGUACCCACACUGCCCACGCACAUUCACCUCACGCAUCGGCCUGGUCGGUCACUUGCGAAUCCAUCGCACAGAGACCGGAGAACCAGUGCCUGUAGCACCAACCUACACCCACCAAGCUCGUCUCCACUGCCCACACUGUCCUCGCACUUUCAGGCACCGCAUGGGCCUAUUCGGCCACAUGCGCAUCCACGACGACCUGCGGUAG